CAGAGGGCAGGAGAGAGAGAGAGGUAACCACGACAAAAAGGGGGACGAGAAUAAAGGGAAAUUACGCGCGGGAAUAGGAAAUCCUGACAUAUUUUUUAAAUAUUUUUUAUAUCGGGGUAGUGGGAUGUAGGCGCGAUUCAGUCACUAUCCCUUGGAUGGGAAAGUGGAUAACCGCUUCUGAAACCUUGUUUGUGGAUGUUGGGAAUAACGUGGAUGGUUGUUGGAUUGUAACCUCGCAGCAGAAUUGGAACUAACAGUAGGCCUACUCAAUCUCGGACCGGCAGUAAGAAGCUCUCUGUAAGUGUGUGUGGGAUGUUAUGUCAGGGCUAGAGCCCCUUCUUCUCCCAUGAGCCUGUGGGCCCACACACACACACGGCGCCCUCACAAACACGCACGCAAUCGACGCUGACGUUGUGAAGUGGACCCUCGUAGCCAGACCGGAGCAGAACCGGAUCGAACCGGCCGUUGGGCCGGCGGAGCGGAGCCUGAUAAUGUCAACAGAGGCUGAGCUACAGCCAGCUGUCAGGCCCAGCGUCAGGAGAGACUCCAGGAGGAAAGGGCAGGAUCGGAGCGAGGCCGGGUUGAUCAGGCGGUUUAAGGGGGAUGGCGUUCGCUACAAGGCUAAACUUAUCGGUCUGGAUGAGGUCACCGCUGCACGCGGAGACAAACUCUGUCAGGACUCCAUGAUGAAGCUCAAGGGUAUCGCAGCAGCAGGGCGGUCGAAAGGAGACCACAAACAGAAGGUGUUUCUAACUGUCUCCUUUGGAGGGAUCAAGAUCUUCGAUGAGAAGUCUGGGGUCCUCCAGCACCACCAUGCUGUCCAUGAGAUCUCGUACAUUGCUAAAGACAUCACGGACCACCGAGCCUUUGGCUACGUCUGUGGGAAGGAGGGAAACCACCACUUCGUAGCUAUCAAGACCGCUCAGUCAGCAGAGCCAGUGAUCCUGGACCUUCGGGACCUGUUCCAGCUCAUCUAUCAGAUCAAACAGAGAGAGGAGAUGGAGAAGAAAGCCCAGAAGGACAAACAGUGUGAACAGGCUGUGUACCAGACUAUCCUGGAGGAAGAUUUGGAGGAUCCUGUCUACCAGUACAUUGUGUUUGAGGCGGGACACGAGCCCAUCCGCGACCAAUCAGAAGAGAGCAUUUAUCAGGUUCCGACCAGCCAACAGAAGGAGGGGGUAUAUGACGUCCCCAAGAGACACCCAAAUAUCAACCAAUUAGAGCUUUUCGGAGACAUCUCCACACUCCCGGACAUCUACUCCCCCUCGACCCCUGCCUCUCCAGCCAACACCCUGGACCCAUCUCUGGGCCUGCAGCCCCUCACAGAACUCUUCAACCCCUUCAACCCCGCCUCUGUACCCUCAGGUUAUGUGGCGAUGGGAGCGGUACCUACAGGUCAGGUGUGGUCCCAGCAGGCUUUUUCUGCCCAGGCAGGUCCUCUGUUUGGGGUCCAGUCCCCCCUGGGUCAGUCCCUCCCUGUAGCCCAGGUCCUGCCUGGAGGCCAGCCUCUCAUCUGGGGCCAGGCCAACCUCUUCCCUGCUACACAGCAGCAGUGGGCCGCUAUGACGGGAGCAGGGUUCCCUGCUACAGCCUACCUCCCAGCCCAGCCAGGAUCUCUGCCUGCCAUGUUCCUCCCUGUCAAUCAACCCUGUAACAGCCUAUCAUCUGCCAGCGCUGCCUCUAACCCCGCCCCCUCAUCAGCCUCAAGUCCACAGCAUGCAGAGAGGCAGCGGCAGAAGAUGAGCAAGGAGAUGUUUAAGGACUUCCAGCUAGCGAAGCCCCCUGCCAUGCCUGCUAAGAUGGGGGACCAGCACCCCUGUCUAGCUGGGACCUCGGAGGCCUUCAGCUCCUAUUUCAGCCGUGUGGGGGCCGUCACCGAUACAGAUGACUGUGACGACUUUGACAUCUCUCAGCUCAACCUCACUCCUGUCACCUCCACCACUCCCUCCACUAACUCACCUCCGACCCCGGCCCCCAGACAGAGUUCUCCAUCUAAAUCGGCGGCGUCUCACGUUAGUGACCACAUUGACCACAUCAGUGACCCCCCCACAGACGCCACCGACCCCUCCACAGAUGACUCGUUCGGGAGGUCGAGGGCAGCCCCAGUCGAAGUGGAGAGGAGGAUGCGGGGAAGGAUCUCUGUCUGCAGGGGAAGGAUCCUCUCUAUGCCCAGAUCAACAAAGGGAGGAAAUAAAGAGACUGAAAACUGGACUGAUCUACCAACCCCAUGUGUGUGUGCACGCAGGUUCUCUUUAUCAGCCUUCACCUCUGCCUUCUUUUUACCUAGUAAUUUCACCUUCCCCUCAUCCUUGUCUUUGCUCUUCACCUUCUUCUCCUCCUUGACGAUGACUCUGGAAGCGAUGCCACCCGGCCCCUGAAGGGAGGAGAGGAGGGAGGUUCAAGCUACACACACCCUCCAGAGUGAGUUGGAGGGUGUGUGUGAUGUGGAGCUGAGAGAAGGAAGGCAGUUUGUAGGGCUGUGAGGAGGAGGCAGGACUUUAGGUUUCUCAGGGAGAGCAGAUUUGGUCCUGAGCUGCUUCAGCAGCAACACUUCCUCAUCCUGGAACUUUGCCCUCAAGGACUUGAAGUCCAGAAAGUCUUCUUCCUCUCAGACAGAGAAAGGAGGGACGGGGGAGACAUGGGUUGAAAACAGGUACCUCAUACCUGAAAAAGACUAAAGGAUAUUAAUUGAAUUUCAAAUCACAGGUUAUCAUUGAGCCCACUCUACAGAUGUAGGAUCACCCUGUUGCAGGAGAACUUUCCUGCAAGUGCAGGGCAUUUUAAACUUGUAGUGUAUUUGAGGUUUAAAAAGGCUUCUGAAGUUUGUGAUUUCCACUUUGAAUUUUGACUUGAUUUUUUCCUCACGAAAAAUGUAUCAACACCUACAAAAAUGUCAUUAAUUAUAAUCCACAUAAUAAUUCACAUGUCCUGUUGCUGCAGCAAACUGACUCAAAUUAAGAUCUUACAUCUGUAUCUGUCUCUCUUUUCACAGUCUAAUUCAACAUGAGAUAAAACAAACUAAGUGACCGUAUCAUUAUUUUCAAGGUGGGGUGCACAACCCCCAAAGCAUCUUCCAGACACUCUGGCACCAAAACUGCCAAUAGAAACCCAUAGAAGCCUAAUUCCUUUAGGUGAGAGCCUGGGGGCAAUAGAACUAUAGGUUAGGGGCCCUGGGCUUGUGUGUGUGUGUGUGUGUGUGUGUGUGUGUGUGUGUGUGUGUGUGUGUGUGUGUGUGUGUGUGUGUGUGUGUGUGUGUGUGUGUGUGUGUGUGUGUGUGUGUGUGUGUGUGUGUUACUCAUCUCUAGCAGCAGCCUGGCAUCCCCUCUUACAAAGGAUGGAACACUCCAUCUACCCCCUCUACUCGCGUUUCAUUCUCUCUCUCUUUCUCUCCAUCAAACAUUGCUAGAGGCUAUGCUGCCAAAGGGUGACUGGGCCAAGCGUUGUCUCCUUUCCCAACACACACACAGCGGUAUCAGACAUGGACAGAAUUAGUGUCUGUAGCAAGUGGAUCCUGGUAUGGACUGGUAUGCUGAGAUCCUUAUUUCUGAUUGGCCGGUUUAUUGGGAUCUUGGCAUCUGAUUGGCUGUUUGGGUGUUUCACCUUUUUGUGAGUGUCUGCUGGAUCACUAUGCAGGAACAGACUCUCUGGGAGCUGCUCACACACACACUGUUUUUCCAAAUGUCUCUUCUCAGAGGGAAUGGGAAGGCUUCAAAGUGAAUGGACACUGAGGCAUGGAUGCUGCCAACCUAACAGGCAUCGCCUGGCAUGAACGAACAUUGCCAAACUAUCGGAUAGUGCCGGACUUCGGAUGUAUGUUGCCAAACUAACUGAUUCUGUGAAUGAAUUGCUCAUUCUCUAUAAUAGCUUUUGUACAAUAUGGAUUAAAACAGACAAACGGAAAUGUUUAUUUUCUAAGUCAAUCAAGCCGCUGGAGUCCGCUCUCCUGGAGUUAUACAGUCACAAGACUUUAAGAGAGCUGAUUGUCAAUUUGCCAAACUCAUUUUGUAAAUGAUAAUAACAAUGAUCAUUCUGUCCACAGACUUCUGUGCCAUAAAAUAGGCAGGCUUCAGUUAUGCAACCAGAAGGUAUCAAGCAAUACCAACAUGUCUGUCUGUCUAGGUUUCUGUAGCUCUCUCAACCUCUGUUCUGUCUAUGAUCCUAUAAGUGUCUUUCCUUAAUACAGCCCUUGUCUAUACUGCAGCCCUUUAUUAUCAAACUCCAUGUUUAUCAACAUCCAUGUUUAUCAAUAACUGUUCUAUCAAACUCCAUGUUUAUCAAUAACUGUUCUAUCAAACUCCAUGUUUAUCAAUAUCUGUUUUAUCAACAUCCAUGUUUAUCAACACCCAUGUUUAUCAAUAACUGUUCUAUCAAACUCCAUGUUUAUCAACACCCAUGUUUAUCAAUAACUGUUCUAUCAAACUCCAUGUUUAUCAAUAUCUGUUUUAUCAACAUCCAUGUUUAUCAACACCCAUAUUUAUCAAUAACUGUUCUAUCAAACUCCGUGUUUAUCAACAUCCAUGUUUAUCAAUAACUGUUCUAUCAAACUCCAUGUUUAUCAAUAUCUGUUUUAUCAACAUCCAUGAUUAUCAAUAACUGUUCUAUCAAACUCCAUGUUUAUCAAUAUCUGUUUUAUCAACAUCCAUGUUUAUCAAUAUCUGUUCUAUCAAACUCCAUGUUUAUCAACACCCAUGUUUAUCAAUAACUGUUCUAUCAAACUCCGUGUUUAUCAACAUCCAUGUUUAUCAAUAACUGUUCUAUCAAACUCCAUGUUUAUCAAUAACUGUUCUAUCAAACUCCAUGUUUAUCAAUAUCUGUUUUAUCAACACCCAUGUUUAUCAAUAACUGUUCUAUCAAACUCCAUGUUUAUCAACAUCUGUUUUAUCAACAUCCAUGUUUAUCAAUAUCUGUUCUAUCAACAUCCAUGUUUAUCAACAUCCAUGUUUAUCAACAUCUGUUUUUAUCAACAUCCAUGUUUAUUAAUAUCCAUGUUUAUCAAUAUCAGUUCUAUCAACAUCCAUGUUUAUCAAUAUCUGUUCUAUCAACAUCUGUUUUAUCAACAUCCAUGUUUAUCAAUAUCUGUUUUAUCAAAAUCCAUGUUUAUCAAUAUCUGUUUUAUCAACAUCCAUGCUUAUCAAUAUCUGUUUUAUCAACAUCCAUGUUUAUCAAUAUCUGUUUUAUCAACAUCCAUGUUUAUCCAUAUCUGUUUUAUCAAAAUCCAUGUUUAUCAAUAUCUGUUUUAUCAAAAUCCAUGCUUAUCAACAUCCAUGUUUAUCAAUAUCCAUGUUUAUCAAUAUGUUUUUAUCAAAAUCCAUGCUUAUCAACAUCCAUGUUUAUCAAUAUCCAUGUUUAUCAAUAUAUGUUUUUAUCAAUAUCCAUGUUUAUCAAUAUCCAUGUUUGUCAACAUCCAUGUUUAUCAAUAUCUAUUUUGAUCAACAUCCAUGUUUAUCAUCAUCCAUGUUUAUCAAUAUUUAUUUGAUCAAAAUCCAUGUUUAUCAAUAUCUGUUAUCAGAAUCCAUGUUUAUCAAUAUCCAUGUUUAUCAAUAUCCAUGUUUGUCAAAAUCCAUGUUUAUCAAUAUCCAUGUUUAUCAAUAUCUGUUUUAGCAGAAUCCAUGUUUAUCAAUAUCCAUGUUUAUCAGAAUCCAUGUUUAUCAAUAUUCAUGUUUAUCAACAUCCAUGUUUAUCAACAUCCAUGUUUAUCAAUAUCCAUGUUUAUCAAUAUCUGUUUUAUCAGAAUCCAUGUUUAGCAAUAUCCAUGUUUGUCAAAAUCCAUGUUUAUCAAUAUCCAUGUUUAUCAAUAUCUGUUUUAGCAGAAUCCAUGUUUAUCAAUAUCCAUGUUUAUCAAUAUCCAUGUGCCAAUAAAACGUUCCCACUGAUGUACCCUGUAACCUCUUACAGUCAUACUAUCACCACCUCCAUGCUUCAUAUCAUCCCUCAGUCUGAGUGAUAGGACCCUUACCCAUCAUUACAACCACACCAGACACUCAUAGCUGGCUGUCAUCGACCCCUAACCUGUCUGUCUGUGCUACUGCUAGUACUACAUCAACUCUGAUGCCAAUGACUCCCUAUUUUAUGGCCAAAGUCUAUGCGUAAUUAGACUCAUCUGGACUGACAACUUGAAUAACUGUUUGGACAAUAGAAAAAGACGAAGAAGAAGAAAAUUAGGAAGUGGAGUAAAAGGGAAACAUGCUGUUUGAUUACAUAAUAUUUCUAGACAUAUUUUAUGCUUACCGCAGAUAACGUUUUCUUAAUGUAAAUUGACACAUUAUUUUUCUUGAUGAAUACGAUAGCAUUCUACUGUGGAUUUUUAGAAUACUUAUUUAUUUUCUGUUGAUUUACGUCUCCACCAUGUAUUACUGUUACUAUUAAACACAUCCCAAUGCCA
Molecule: messenger RNA, 6382 nt
Organism: Oncorhynchus tshawytscha (Chinook salmon)
Lineage: Eukaryota; Metazoa; Chordata; Actinopteri; Salmoniformes; Salmonidae
Product: disabled homolog 1
Exons: 16
Coding region: 492-2378 (628 amino acids)
Biological process (GO): lateral motor column neuron migration; ventral spinal cord development
Source: RefSeq, a predicted model, not a curated record